AUGUUGUCCAAUCUGCAAUAUCUUAACUUAGGAGCAAACAAUUUGACUGGAUUGAUUCCAGAGCAAUUAGACGGGUGCAGAAAGUUGUUGAGCUUGAAUUUGAGCAGAAAUAGAUUUCGUGAGAGCAUUCCUCUUGAGAUGGGAAGCAUACAAUCUCUACAAAUUCUUGAUCUGAGUCAUAAUUUGCUAAUGAAUAGAAUACCAGCACAGCUUGGAGGGUUGCAAAAGCUAGAAGCAUUGAAUCUCUCCCACAAUGAGCUCUUGGGUUCAAUCCCAUCCUCUUUUGAUAACAUGUUGAGCUUGACAGUUGUUGACAUAUCUUACAAUCAAUUGGAGGGUCCUCUUCCCAACAAUAAAGCAUUCCAAGAGGCUCCAGUUGGAGCUUUGGGGAAUAACAAAUGGUUGUGUGGUAAUGCCACCGGUUUGAAUGCUUGCCCAUCUAUAACAAGGGGUGGGAAAAAGAGUAACAAAUCUACUAUUUUCAUCAUAGUCCUUGUUUUAGGUAUUGUCUUUUUCGUAUUUGUAGUAGUUGGACUUCUGUAUAUGAUAUGCCAUACCCGAGAGCCGCAAAAUGAAAACCAAUUUGAAGUUUGGAGCUUGGAUGGAUUACUUGUGUAUGAAGACAUCGUUGAAGCUACAGAGUCAUUCAACUCCAAACAUUGUGUAGGAGUAGGAGGGACUGCAAGUGUUUAUAAAGCUCAACUGCAAACAGGUCGGAUUGUUGCAGUAAAGAAACUUCACACGCUGCAGGAUAGUGGUGGAGAAGCAAUUCUGAAGGCUUUUGAGAGUGAGAUUCGUACUCUUGCAGAAAUCCGUCACCGCAACAUAUUGAAGCUUUAUGGUUUCUGUGCACAUCCGCGGCACCCUCUUUUGCUUUACGAGUUCAUAGAAGGAGGAAGCUUGGAAAACAUAUUGACUGAUGAAAACUAA
Messenger RNA from Rosa rugosa (rugosa rose), 930 nucleotides. Its product is annotated as MDIS1-interacting receptor like kinase 2-like. The transcript has a single exon. The record is from RefSeq and is a predicted model, not a curated record. Lineage: Eukaryota; Viridiplantae; Streptophyta; Magnoliopsida; Rosales; Rosaceae. Bases 1 to 930 code for a protein of 309 amino acids. Gene Ontology annotation, molecular function: ATP binding; protein binding; protein kinase activity. Gene Ontology annotation, biological process: protein phosphorylation.